Molecule: messenger RNA, 2196 nt
Organism: Lodderomyces theae
Lineage: Eukaryota; Fungi; Ascomycota; Pichiomycetes; Serinales; Debaryomycetaceae
Product: Zn(II)2Cys6 transcription factor
Exons: 1
Coding region: 1-2196 (731 amino acids)
Biological process (GO): positive regulation of transcription by RNA polymerase II
Cellular component (GO): nucleus
Molecular function (GO): DNA-binding transcription factor activity, RNA polymerase II-specific; transcription cis-regulatory region binding; zinc ion binding
Source: RefSeq, a predicted model, not a curated record
AUGCUUUGUGUCAAUCUACUUUCAGACAUCACAAAUGGAAUUCAAGACAACAGACGUGAAAUGACGCAAAUAUUCAAAAGAGGCUACAGUCGAGGAGGAUGCCGGGAGUGCAAAAGAAGGAAGAGAAAAUGUGACGAGACAAAACCGUUUUGUUCUGAGUGCACAAGAUUAGGCAAAGAUUGUUGUUAUCCAACGGUGGGCGAAAAGGUGUUACGAGGGCCAAGAAAGAGCAACGGAGAAAACACAGCUUUACAUCGAAAACGGAUCUGGAACGUCCAAAUGUACACAGGUCCACAUCAACCAAGAAAGAGCUUUAAAUGGGAAGUCGUCUCUUCAGCGGAAGUCUCAAAAGGCAGAGCAGAUAAUAGAGUAGUCGAUACCAAGGGCUCUACCGGUAGAGGAGCAGACAGUUCACUAAUACUCGACGAUACAUAUUUACACGAGACGGUCAGAAAUCCAAUUGAUGUUAAAAAUCACCAACCUUUGGAUGUUGAGAUUCUCCAAGAGCGAAGCGUUGUACAACAAGAAACGAACAACGAAAAAUCCGUUGAAAAAGUUCAAGAUGGGGAGACAGAUUCCUUUGAGAAUGUUGAGAAAUUUCAUCAAACAGAAGACAAAAUGCACAGUCAAAAGGGCUUGAACUUUACCAGAAGAGCACACCAAGGUGCUGCCCAGCUGACAUCUACUGACAACCCCAGUCCUUCUUUCCUCUGCCCCAGCGAGCUUUACAACGGAGAUGAUCUCAAUCUACUUGCUUUGGAUCUAAGUAACCUUGUGAAUGGCAUAAUUUUUAACUCAAAUAUCGUACCCACUAAUGACCAAGAUGUGGCGCGCACCAAUAUCGAUGCAGAAGUGAACCAAAAUGCAACCAAUGUACCUAGCUGUAUAUCAGAUGAGUUCUUGAUUGACAAAUCGAAUGAGGAGAGGGAGUAUGUGAGACAAUUUUGUGAACGAUUCACUUUCCAGAAAUUGCCUUUUGGAGUGGAUAACAAGAACCCCAGCGUAUACAGAAACGCCAUCAGAGAAGUUGUCAUGAAGCAUGCCGUCAAGGAGCCUUUCUUGCUUGCUGCAGUUAUGUCACAAGGCGCGUACUCGUCGUCAGAAUUGCAAAAGGACGAAAUACUACGUCAGCACGAUUUGGAGAAUUGCGGAAAGUAUCUAAACAAUUGUCUUCAAUUACUACUUCCAGCGUUAAAUCAAGCUCAAAAAAGUGGGGUGGAAUGGGAUGUGACCUCGAACAUUGAAAAUAUACUUCUCACGGUACUAUCACUUGCAAUGUCCAAUGCGUGCAAUGAGAAGCAAAGCUGGCGUCCGCAUUUGCAAGGAGCGAGGGAAAUCAUCAUGAAGGCCACCAGCAGCAAAAUUCGACUGUCUUCAACAUUGAUUGUGUGCAAAAUGUGGUUCGCAGACUUUGAAAUUUUGGCAGGCCUUAGUUCUGAAAUGGGUGGGACACUUCGAACCAAGGAGCAGAUGGAUCUAGUGUUUAAUUUCGAUCCUUAUGAGCAGCUGGUGUUGAAAGAUUUUGGUUUGAUUCAGGAAAAUGGCUUCUGUGUGGUCACUGGCUACCACAUUGAGUGUCUUGGGUAUUUUAGAAAAGUUUGUGAUUUAUUAAGGUGGAAAAGAGAUUUUCCCAAUGAUGUGAUAGAUCCACUUGAGUAUAUGCAUUUGAUCUGUGAGUUCUAUUCUCAGUACGAAGUGAGGUUUACUAGCGUGGAAGAAACACCCACUACUGGACAGAUCUUUCUGGGGGCUUUGUGCGAAGAGGUACAAAAACCCGACGGUACAAUCGAAAUUGUGUCUUGGAUGGAUAUAUCUCAACAAGCAUUCACACUAGCUGGGUUGAUAACCAUUUUCACGCGACUACUAGGCAAUCCUCUUGAUUCACAGCAUAUAAAGGGACUAGUCAGUAAAAUUGUCGAUUUAGUGAAAAUAUUUCAAGAUUGCAAGUUACAAGACAGUACAAGGUUCCCCUAUGCGUUUCUGAUGAUACAGUGGCCGCUAUCAGUUGCUGGGUUCACAUGUACUGAUUCGCCUCAAUUCUCCGUGAUUGAAAACUUUUUUGAAAUGUGCUCGCAAACAGGCUCAAAUAGUGCCAAGUUCACUUUGCAGCGCAUAAGGAAAGCAUGGGACUCGAGGGAGAAAGGAGAGGAUAUUGAUGGUACAGAAGUUGGAAAAGUGGAUGUUAUAGCAUAUUGA